UCGUUGGCAACGGCGGAGGCUGGAGCGGGAAGGACAUAACUGCAACUGUGCGCGCUUGGCGUCAUAUCAGAAAUAAACAGUUAUUUACCUUGUGUCCAGGAGAACUGGAGGAGCCCUCGCACCUCAUGAUGAUAUGGAACAAAAGGUUUUAUGGUGUUGACCUCUGGGAAACGGAAAAGUAGCUUUCCUGCUCAUUUAGCUGCGUGUUUGCUAGCUAACAUCUCUAAAUGUGAACUAGGUUAGCUGCAGGAGUUUGAACAAGUUGCAGCAAGGCUGAGACUUCAACAGGUGGAUCUUUCCUUUUGCGACAUUCGCUAGCAAUGGCCACCAAAGGUUGGCAGCAUCCUUAUGUCAAUAUAUUCAAACACUUUCGAGUGGAAGACUGGAAAAAGUCGGCAAAAGAGGGAGAUGUGUCAACAUGCACGAACAAGACACUGAGGUGUUCAGUGUUCCAGAUCAGGGGUCCUGUUCCCGCCAACAGCUACAUCCUGAUGCCCAAAAACUGCAACCAGUCUCUGGGGCUGACAGGACGCUACUUCUACCUUCUCUUCAGGCCCACCCCAGGCAAAUACUUUGUGGUCCAUCUGGAUGUUUCUGCUGAGGAGGGCCAGGUCGUCCGUAUCUCCUUUUCCAAUAUGUUCAAAGAGUUCAAGGCCACAGCUACCUGGCUUCAGUUUCCUUUCCUGUGCGGAGCUGCAAAGGAUUCAGUCUAUGAAAGCACGGCCAAAUCCGCAAAACAUGGUUUGGUGGGUCCGGCUCCCACUUCGGUGCGUUGGACCUGUCUUAUGCUGGAUCUGCAGUAUACACUCUCUGUCUACCUCAGCCGCUGCUACAGUCACCUGAGGAGCAUCAAGCUUUGUGCCAACAUGGCAGUGAAAAACAUAUUUACCAGUGACCUGCUGCUAGAUCCAGGAGUUUCCUUCAGUGAAGCCAAACUGUUGGGUCUCUCCUCUUCUCAGGGAACAGGUCCAAUGCCAAGAGAUAUGUCGUUUCCUGUGCCCAAGGGAGCCUCCUGGCAUGACCUUUAUGAUUACAUCAGGUUUCCCUCAGAGGGAACAAAAUUACCCUUUGACUCUAUUCAAAAAGGAUGUGUCUCCAAAAUAAGAAGCCCUAUCCGAGAGGAGCGUCACUCCAUCAACCUCAAUAAACCGGUUCAGGACCGUGUGUCCCUCAUCCAGCAGAUAACCACUCCCAGAACACUCACAAGAAAUCAAAGCCCCUUGGUGACCAAGAUACCAGAUCUGGUGUCCACUCAUCCGAAAGAUGACUGGCUCAGCCAUAAUGAUGACCAGUAUCAGCAGGACUCUGCAAGCUUCAGUUUACACCAUCUCAAAUUCAAGCCAUCCUGUGAUUCUGAUGGUAGGGGAGUUCAUGUGUACGUGCAUCCUGAAGACGGCUUCAGCAAACAUGGGGAGGAAAGUGAAGAAGAGCUUGUCUGCACCCCUGUUCCACAUUCUGUCCAUCUAGCCUCGUCCAAAGGAACCAGGAAGCAGAAACUGCUUCCAGAUCCGAUUCUCAGGCUUAAUCGAAUCAUCGGCUUUGGAGGAGCCACUACUAAAUAUGCCCUAUGGACCAAAUCUGGUGAUGCGGUGGUGUACCCGUGUCACGCUAUUAUCGUCUCUAUGAAGAUUUCCUCUAACCAGCAGAGGUUCUUCAUUGGCCACACUGAUAAGGUAUCUGCACUGGCUUUCAAUGGCAACACAACAGUACUGGCCUCAGCUCAAACUGGCAACCACAGCGUAGUUCGAGUGUGGGACUACCACAAAGGAAACUGUCUGGCCAUGUUCAGGACUCAUGCGCAUUCAUUAUCCUGUCUCAGCUUCUCAUACAGCAGUGGUAUUCUUUGUGGAGUUGGUAAGGACAGCCACUGCAAAACAAUGGUGGUGGUGUGGAACACUCUGAACGUUAGUAAAGGUGGAGAGGUGACCAUCUUAGCCAAAGCACACACAGAUGUGGACAUCCACACCAUGAAGGUUGCCUUCUUUGAUGAUACAAGGAUUGUGUCAUGUGGCCGGGAUAAUGUUCGCCUCUGGCGAGUGCGGAAUGGGACUCUGCGAUCCUGUCCAGUCAACCUGGGUGAAUACCACUCAGUGGACUUCACCGAUGUUGCCUUUGAGGAGGGAAACUUUUCAAACCAUAGUCACGAUGAUCGAACACUAUAUGCCAGCAGUCGGAGUGGGCAUAUUUUUGAGAUCGACUACAGCAGAGUUGUUAUCAGAAAUGUCAGGAGACUGUUGCCUGCACAGCAGCAGCAUGCAGAUCGUAGGGAGAAAUUGACUUUUAACACAGGUCCAGGCAUUGCCAUCAACAGCAUCAGUGUGUCCUCAUCAUUCUGUUGCACGGGCUCCGAAGAUGGCUUCCUGCGGCUUUGGCCCCUUGAUUUUUCUGCCGUCUUUCUGGAGGCUGAGCACGAGGGACCUCUGAGUGUGGUGUCAGUCUCAUCUGACAGCCUUCAGGUCCUGGCAGGCACCUCCACUGGAAACCUGGGUUACCUUGAUGUGAGCAGCCGCGGUUACAACACGUUGAUGAGAUCACACACAGACACUGUGCUCGGCUUCAGUGUGGACGGCAUCCGUCGGCAUCUCACCACAGCCUCUUCUGAUGGCACAGUGCGCAUUUGGAAUGUGGAUUCCUUGCAUCAGUUGUAUGAUUUUGUGUCAGAGGAAGGUCCCUGCUCCGUGGCCUUCCAUCCCAGUGAGCAGGUCUUCUCUUGUGGUUUCAGCUCUGGCAUCAUCAGAGUCUUUGACAUCUCCGGUGCCAAACUGCUCACUGAACACAGGCAGCACAGAGGUGAAGUUAUAGGUCUUGCCUUCUCACCAGACGGGGAGUUCAUGUACAGUGCCGAUUCCCAGGGCUCUCUGGCACUUUACAACGCCUCUGACGAAGACCACAAUGUGAUCAGAGUUGUGUGCAAUGCGGUGGCCCGAGGCACUGAGCGCACUCCAGAUGCCCUUGCAGUGAGCAGUGACAGCCGCUGUCUGGCUUUUGUCGGUCCCUCGGAGUACAUUGUCACCAUCGCUGACUCGCGGUCUCUAGAUGAGUUGCUCCAUGUAGAUGUGAGCAUUUUGGAUGUAGAGAGCUCCCGCCUUGAUUCUGCACAAAAGGUCUGCUUCUCACCAGCCACAACUGAACACUUGCUCGUUGCCACAUCUGCCAACAAGAUCCUCUGGGUCAGCACCAAGACAGGCCGUCUGCUCCGAGAGGUGUCUAAGGUGCACAAACACCAGUGCUCAUCCCUGGCUGUGAGUGAGGACAGUCGAUUCCUGCUGACAGCAGGACACAAUGCUGUCAAAGUGUGGGAUUACAACAUGCAGCUCCAUAUUAACUCACAGAUGUUCAUUGGCCACAGUCAACCCAUUCGCCAGGUGAGCUUCACCCCUGACCAGCUGGGUGUGGUCUCAGUGGGAGACGCCAUAUUCCUUUGGGACUUCCUGGCCCAUCCUGCUGACUCUGACAGCUGCUCACCCCUCAGAUUAGGCUGCAUUUCAGCCCCUAAAUCAGAUGCUGAAGUGAGUGGAGUUCAGUUGUCCAAUGGGAUGCCUCGACAGACAGCACCCCUCCCCUUCUCACCGCCACAACCACUAGAUGUCAGCACCCUUGACCAAGUUGACCAAGGCGUUUUGGGCUCCCUGUCCAUUAAUGAUGAAACUCCGACUAUCUCGACCACUCAGGUAGCAGCUAAUGGUUUAGGUCCCUCCUCUGAACCCAGACCUGCAGCAUCCUUCCUUAAAGUUACCGAGCUGGACACUGAGCUGAAAGCAAGGAAGCCAGUACGUCCUGAUUGUUACAGGCACUUCAUCCCACAUUUCAAGACCUCCACCACUGAUCCGGCUGCCACGGCUCCCCUGCCAGGAGAAGAGGGCAUAAAACUGAAAGCAGUGAUUGGCUACAAUGGCAAUGGGCGUGGUAACAUGGUGUGGAGCCCUGACCAAGGUUUGUUUGCGUACUCGUGCGGCUGUGUGGUGGUGGUGGAGUACCUCCAUACAGGAAGUCAGAGAUACCUACAGGGCCACAGCGAGGAGAUCUCUUGUCUUGCAGUCACAAACGACGCACAGACGGUGGCAUCAGCAGCUGGCGGCACUAACAGUGGCGGUAGCCUCAUCUGCAUUUGGGAUGUCCAGAAUGGAACUUGUCGUAAAACCAUCUCCUACCACAGCAGCGCAGUGCAGAGUCUUGCUUUCUCCAGGGAUGAUCACUUCUUUCUCUCUGUCGGAGACUUUUCUGACCCAGAGGUGGCUCUGUGGAGCAGCAAGACCUUCCAGUUGCUGUCCAGUGUGAGUGUGUCAGGACCGAUCAAUGACGCAGCCUUCAGCCCCUCAGCAGCCAGCCAGCUGGCCUGUGUGGGAAGCCAAGGGGCGUACUUUUGCUUCAUCCACACGCAUGGCUCGGAUGUUGACCUCAAGGUCCAGAGGGCGAAAGCACCGGCGGAGGUGGGUGAUGUGGAGCAGACGGCUCUGUGCUACCACAUGGACUCCUUUCUGUUUACCGCCACCAACCGAGGACAUGUUUUUGUCUGGGACAUUAACACACAGCGCUGCUUCAUGACGUGGGAAGCUGAUGAGGGCGAGAUCGGCGUGCUGCUGUGUCGAGGGAACCGUCUGUUGACAGGCAGCAACACUCGCUGGUUGCGACUGUGGGAGGUAGAAGCUAUGUGGGGUGUAAAGCCUCAGGAAAAGGUCUGCAAUGUGGAAGACAGUGGGACCAUGGUGGUGUUGGAACAGGAGAUGAUGCUGGACGGGACAAUGGUCAGUGCAGCCUUUGAUAACACAAUGGACAUGGGAAUCGUUGGCACCACAGUGGGAACCCUCUGGUACAUCAACUGGUCAGACAACAGCAGCACUCGGCUGGUCAGCGGCCACAAUACCAAGGUGAAUGAUGUGGCGUUCAGCUCUGAUGAGAGCCAUUAUGCAACCUGCAGCGAGGACGGCAGCGUGAGGGUGUGGUCGGCCCCCAGCAACGAGCUGGUGGUGCAGUUCCAGGUGCUCAACCAGGCCUGUGGCUGUGUAUGCUGGAGUCCUUCCUCUAGGAAGGACAGUGCAUGUGUGGCUGCAGGAUACAGCGAUGGGACCCUGAGGAUUUUCCGUCUUGCCUCCUCAGAGAUGGAGAUGAAGCUGCAUCCCCAUCAUGUAGCUGUCACUGCCGUGCAGUACUCUGCCAACGGUCAUGUGAUCCUUUCAGCAGGGAAGAAUGGUCUGGUAGCUGUCAGCAGCCCGGUGAAUGGAGCGACUAUCCGUGUCAUCAGGGACCACAAAGGAGUGCCGAUAACCACCAUCCAGAGUGCGAAUGAACAGUGUCAGAAGUUCGGCCUGGAAGGAAAUGAGAUGUGGUUGGCUGCCAGUGCUGACAGACGCGUCAGUGUAUGGGCUGCCGAUUGGUUGAAGGACAAGUGUGAUCUGCUGGACUGGCUGACGUUUCCAGCUCCGGCCUAUUUUGGGGAUGACAGCCCACCUCCCAGCCUGGCUGCCUUCUGCCCUACAGACCCCGGCCUGAUAGUCUACUCUGGCUAUGGCGUAGAGAAAGAACUGUCUUUCUACAGCCUGGCUAAAAAACAGAUUAUAAAAAAGAUUGCCUUGCCCAACUGGGCCACUUGCUUUAGCCUCUCUUGUAGGAGUCAGCUCAUAGCUGUGGGAUCAAAAGAGCGAGUUUUGAAGUUAAUCAAGUCAACCAGCGGCAGGUUCCAGGACUUCACGCAGCACAGUGACUCACUGCAGACCUGUCACUUCUCUCCUUCCGGGACACUUCUGUUCUCCAUAGCUUACAAUGAGAUCCUGCUGUGGGAGGUGGAGGGCCUCUGAGGGCCUCGUGUCUGUUUUUGAACAUCAGACCUCGGAUGUUUUGACCACUUUCACAAGUGCCUCAUUUAUACUUUUACUUGAUGUAAUUUAUAUAGUUUAUAUUUUUACAACCUGUAAUUUUUUGUUUUUAUAGUUCCAUAGAUUUGUUUUUAUCUGUUAAAUAUUUCAAAGGAAAUAGAAUUUGUGGAGAAGAUGUGUGCGAUUCUUUCAUGUAUAUAGUUUUUAAAUACAGCCAUUUUUUAAUGUUAAAAGGAUUUUUUUUUUUUUGUUCGACCAUCUAUUUUAGGGUUUUUUUCCUGUGAGUUAUGUACAGAUACUGAUGAGUGACUACCAGUAGCUGUCAUGUCAGCUGCUUUUUCAAUGGUAGGUUUUUUAUGAGUGGGUGUUUUUCUGUUUGUUUGUUUUGGUUUUGUUUUGUUUUGUUUUUAAGAAAGCGGCAUGUAAAAUAAUUUUUUGAAAUGAAUGCACAAAUACACGUGCAAAUUCUGCUGACUGCUGCAAUGACCUUUGCAUUUUUAGAGUGAGAGAGGACAGUUGAGAACAUUUUGCAUGAAUCAAUGUUUGUUCAAGGAUUGUCUGAUUAAAACUCCUUUAUGUUA
Messenger RNA from Acanthopagrus latus (yellowfin seabream), 6394 nucleotides. It is a transcript of the gene wdr90, whose product is annotated as WD repeat domain 90. The transcript is spliced from 43 exons. Gene Ontology annotation, molecular function: protein binding. The record is from RefSeq and is a predicted model, not a curated record. Gene Ontology annotation, cellular component: centriole. NCBI's taxonomy places the organism in Eukaryota, Metazoa, Chordata, Actinopteri, Spariformes, Sparidae. Bases 321 to 5795 code for a protein of 1824 amino acids.